Messenger RNA from Paramecium octaurelia, 715 nucleotides. The record is from the annotation of a GenBank genome assembly. NCBI's taxonomy places the organism in Eukaryota, Ciliophora, Oligohymenophorea, Peniculida, Parameciidae.
AUGAAUUAAACUUUUGAUAAAAUUUCUGCUGAAGAUUGGCAUCACAAUUAAAACAAUAUUACAAUACCCAAGGCGAAAAUGAACGAGUUUGUACUCAACUUUUUCAUAGUUGAAGGCUACCGAGAUGCGGCGAUUGAAUUCUCUAAAGAGGCUGGAAUUUAAUGUAAUAUUUAAAUAUUUUAUUGUAAAGUGUCAAACAAAGAACUUGAUAAGAUGAUUGAAAGAAUUGAAAUUAAGAAAAAUAUAUUGAAUGGUGAAAUUGAUUCUGCUUUAUAAAAAGUGUCGAUGAGCAACAAUAAAUAAAUUCUGUUUAAGUUGAAAAUGCAAAAGUUGAUAGAACUUAUUAAAGUUAAUGAAUUGGAUCAGGCAGUUUCAUAUGCCCAAAAUUAAAUCAUUGGCUUCUUAAAAGAUUAAGUAUAAUUUCCGAUUUAAUUAAGCCUCAUCUUAUUGAUGAAAUUGAAAAGGCUAUGUCUUUAUUGGCUUAUAAAGAUCUUAGUAAAUGUCCUUUAAAUCAUCUUACCCAAAAUUCCCAAAGAAUUAAGGUAGCAAGUGAAGUCAAUUAAUAAUUGUUUUAAGAUUCUUAAGGAAAUGAGCAAGCUAAAAUAACAAUACUAAUGAAAAUAUUAUAAUGGGCAUAAGAAAUAUUGAAUUCUAAACUUUAAUAUCCUCACCUAAUAGAAAUAUCAAAGGGGCAAUUCUCAAAAGAACAAUGACU